This is a messenger RNA of Staurois parvus, 738 nucleotides long. The record is from the annotation of a GenBank genome assembly. Lineage: Eukaryota; Metazoa; Chordata; Amphibia; Anura; Ranidae.
ACAAACUCUUCUCAUGUGUUAGUGGUGGAGGCAUAUAACAGUGAUCAAGGUCCUAUGAGAAAUUCUGUGAGGGUGAUUGUGUAUGUUGACGAUGUUAAUGAUGAAGCGCCAGUCUUCACACAACAGCAGUAUAGCCGAUUGGGACUGCGUGAAACUGUUGGGAUUGGAACUUCUGUUACAGUGGUCAGAGCUACUGAUAGAGACACUGGGGAUGGUGGACUAGUGGUCUAUAGGCUGCUGGCGGGCUCAGAUGGAAAGUUUGAGAUUGAUGGAAGCACGGGCCUUCUAACUACAAUCAAUUACUUGGAUUAUGAGACAAAAAUCAGCUACACUAUGAAUGUUUCAGCCACAGACCAAGCUCCUCCAUACAACAGGGGUUUCUGCACUGUAUAUAUCACACUGAUGAAUGAACCAGAUGAAGUUGUUCAGUUCUCCAACUCCACCUAUGAAGCUAUGAUAAUAGAAAACAUUGCUACGGGCACAGAAGUACUUCGGGUACAAGCACGGUCUAUUGAUAACUUGAACCAGCUGACAUAUCGCUUUGAUCAGAACACAAAUGCCCAGGCUCUGGCUCUCUUCAAGAUUGAUAAAAUCACAGGUACAAUAACAGUGAAAGGUCUGGUAGAUCGAGAGAAAGGAGAUUUUUACUCCCUGACAGUAGUUGCAGAUGAUGGUGGACCCAAACUGGAGACUACUUUGGUACAGAUUUCAGUUUUGGAUGAGAAUGACAACAGCCCC